AUGAACGCGCUGCGGGCCAUCACGCGGGUAGGGACAACGUCGCGAGCAUGCGACAUGUUCAUGCGAGCCAAGGCGAAGGACAAGCAGAAGGGACAGAAGACAGACGUGAAGAAGACAUCCAAGAAGCCCAAGGCCCCUGCCGACGCGUCGAAGAAGAAUCAAGGUCCAAACAAGGCCUUGGAUUUGUUUGCCAAGAUUCUCAACGACGCCGAAGGUCGACCAGAAAAGUACAUUCGCAGUGAAGAGCAGAUGAAGAAAGACGCGGAGAUCGCAAAGGAGUACACCAGGAACCUGUUCAAAGAGCACAACGCUCGGAUGAAACAUUUAACAUGGAAGAUCAAGUGGAGGGAUGCGGCAACACAGGCACUUCCAGAAGAGCUGCAGGAAGAGGCCUUGACUGAGGACUUGGAACUCUACCCUCUUAAUCGCAGAUUGUUCACUGACUUCCCUCCUGCUCCGGAGCAUGUGAGGUUGUAGCCGGGGGUUGAACAUAUAACAUUGAAGGAUGGUGAUCAAC
This is a messenger RNA of Guillardia theta CCMP2712, 517 nucleotides long. RefSeq lists its product as hypothetical. Bases 1 to 477 code for a protein of 158 amino acids. The transcript has 4 exons. Gene Ontology annotation, cellular component: mitochondrial large ribosomal subunit; mitochondrial ribosome. NCBI's taxonomy places the organism in Eukaryota, Cryptophyceae, Pyrenomonadales, Geminigeraceae. The record is from RefSeq and is a predicted model, not a curated record.